Penicillium samsonianum is the source of this 1056-nucleotide messenger RNA. Its product is annotated as zinc-binding alcohol dehydrogenase family protein. NCBI's taxonomy places the organism in Eukaryota, Fungi, Ascomycota, Eurotiomycetes, Eurotiales, Aspergillaceae. The transcript is spliced from 2 exons. Bases 1 to 1056 code for a protein of 351 amino acids. The record is from RefSeq and is a predicted model, not a curated record. Gene Ontology annotation, molecular function: oxidoreductase activity, acting on NAD(P)H.
AUGUCCAUCCCAAAGAACCAAGCUGCAUGGCUCAACAAAGCUGGCUCUCCCCUACAGGUGGGAGAUGCUCCGCUGCCCACAGCUGGCCCAGGAGAAAUCGUCGUCAAAAACGCCGCGAUUGCGAUCAACCCUCUCGACUGUCAUAUGCAGGACGCCGGGGUCUUCGUGCAGCAAUGGCCCGCCAUCUUCGGCUGCGAUAUCGCCGGUGAGGUGUACGAAGUGGGAAAGGAUGUCGAACGCUUCAAGAAAGGAAAUCGUGUAAUUGGACAUACUAUCAAUCUGACGAGUGGGCGCCCCCAGGAUGGCGCAUUCGCUCUGUACACGGUAGUUCCUGCAAACAAAGCCGCCAUACUCCCCGAUGAAAUAUCUUUCACGGAUGGUGUUGUGCUGCCGCUCGUAUUGGAGGCGGCUGUCUGUGCGCUUUCCCUCAAGGAGCCCGGCGUCGCCAUGCCGGGUGUAGCUACACCGGCACUGGGCCUUCCGUACCCCUCGCUGCAAGACUUGCCAUCCUCUGGCAAGACGCUCGUUAUAUAUGGUGGCUCAUCCUCCGUUGGCUCGGUGACGACCCAGCUUGCCACAGCGGCUGGAAUUCACGUCAUCGCCAUUGCUGGAACACACAAUUUCGAAUUCAGCAAGCGGUGUGGUGCAGCUCAAGUAUUUGAUCGCAAUGAUACUUCGCUUGCCGACAAGGUUAGCGACGCAGUUCGAAAGAAUGGUGGCGAGUUCGUUGGCAUCUUUGAUGCUAUAGCUACCCCCGAGACUUACGCUCACGACAUCACCAUUCUUGGCCAGCUGGGUGGAGGACACCUUGCUUGCGUGCACCCUCCUCCUCCUGCUACCGAUCUCCCCGCGAAUGUCAAUGCCGGUAUGAUCUUUGCUGUUAACGAUGUUGCAGCCCCUGUCUGGGAGGAAUGGGUUACGCCUGCGCUGCAGUCUGGAAAGCUCCAGUGCCUCCCACCCCCGUGUGUUGUCGGUAAGGGCUUAGAGCAUAUUCAAACUGCAUUGGAAAAGUCCAAGGCGGGAGUCAGUGCCAUGAAGCUGGUGGUGGAGCUGUAA